Messenger RNA from Fomitopsis serialis, 1513 nucleotides. RefSeq lists its product as uncharacterized. The transcript is spliced from 5 exons. NCBI's taxonomy places the organism in Eukaryota, Fungi, Basidiomycota, Agaricomycetes, Polyporales, Fomitopsidaceae. Gene Ontology annotation, biological process: protein phosphorylation. Bases 380 to 1513 code for a protein of 377 amino acids. The record is from RefSeq and is a predicted model, not a curated record. Gene Ontology annotation, molecular function: ATP binding; protein kinase activity.
CGUCAUUCUCCUCCUCUUCCUCCUCUUCCAUUCCUUCACAGGCACUGGCUGCAGCAUGACCAUCGAAUCCUGCCUAUGAAGUAAGCCAGGGCAUUACUACGCUAUUGCUGUAACUGUAUCGGCCAUUCUUGCUACGGAGCCUUGUCCUGUCUGCGGUUCAAGAGAAUCGUCUACUCUGCGCACGGGGACUAGUCAACAAUCAAGCAGGGUUACAGAUGCGCCGUGACAAUGCGGGGUUUUGGCCGUACACUGGCAACCUCCACAAUAGCCUGAACUCUGAGACUUGCACAAUACAUGGGAUAUCACCGACCUCAAAACCUGGCUACCCUCCUUAGUAUGACGUGGUAUUGCCUCUCUCUCCGCUGCAAUUGCUUUCGCUAUGACUUCUCAAGCAUGUAUAAUUGGGACUGGUACUACGGCGGCCCGACUCAAACUCGCGGACGGCGGACUCGCGACACACGAAUAUCACUGGCGCGAUCGGCAGGCAUGGCUUCGGGAACAGGGCUACAUGCUGCGACCACGAUACAGGCCAGAUUGGAAGCCUUCCUGGCUAGGUACAGCCAAGUACCACCGAGAUUGCGAAGAUGGCCUCAUUACGUUGUGGCCUACUGUCCUAGAUGCUAGGCGUCUGUCCGAUGGUCUACCGGUGAUGUUGAAGGCAAUUGACACUGUCAUUCACCCGUUUGAGGUGGAAAUAGGACGAUACUUGUCCUCUGAGCAACUGCUGCACGAUCCGCGGAAUCACUGUGUGCAUAUGCUUGAGGUCCUUCGAGAUCCCAUUGAUAUCAAGAAGUCCAUAAUCGUUAUGCCCCUUCUCAAGCGGUUCGGAAAUCCAGAAUUUCAGACGUUCGGAGAGGUGGUCGCCUUCUUCAAACAGGCGAUCGAGGGCUUACACUUCAUGCAUGAUCACCACGUUGCUCAUCGGGAUAUCUCGAUUUUGAAUGUCAUGAUGGACGCGACACCGAUGUAUUCGAAGGGAUUAUGGCACCCUGUAAGCGCAGUCUACAACCGUAGAUUCACUGGAGGCGCGGAGCACUCAAGUCGCACCGAGCGACCCAUCAAGUACUUCUACAUCGACUUCGGGCUAUCACGCAGGUACGAUCCUGCGGACGGUCCACCGCGUGAAUUGCCGAUUCGGGGCGGUGACAAGAGCGUCCCGGAAUUUCAAGAAGACGGCUACGACGUAGCUUCUGACCCCUUCCGUACCGACAUCUACUACCUUGGAAACCUCAUGCGGACUACCUUCUUUGAGAAGUACCGCGGGUUCGGGUUCAUGAAGCAGCUCGUGGCUGACAUGGUACAAGACGAUCCGGAGAAGCGACCGACUAUCGCAGAAGUGGGGACCCGGUUCGACAAGAUAUGCCGCCGGCUUUCGUGGUGGAAGCUCCGGACGAGGCUAGUGGCCAAAGAAGAGACCGGCUUGGAGCGAGCCGUGUUUAGUACGAUGCAUUUCUUCUGGACAGCGAAGCUCGUCGCCAAACGGCUGCCUUCCGUACCAAUUCCUUCUUCAUGA